Molecule: messenger RNA, 774 nt
Organism: Culicoides brevitarsis
Lineage: Eukaryota; Metazoa; Arthropoda; Insecta; Diptera; Ceratopogonidae
Product: mite allergen Der p 3-like
Exons: 3
Coding region: 1-774 (257 amino acids)
Biological process (GO): proteolysis
Molecular function (GO): serine-type endopeptidase activity
Source: RefSeq, a predicted model, not a curated record
AUGUGGAAAAUUUUCGUAGCAAUUUUUUUCGUCAAUGUCGUGUCAAGUGAACCGAUUCGUCAUCCAGUGAUAAUUGGAGGCAUGGAAGCGAAAAUUCAGGAUGUGCCAUACCAGGUUGCGUUAUAUCAUUACGGGAUUUUCAAAUGUGGCGGUUCGAUUUUAAGCGAAUGGUAUAUUUUGACUGCAGCACAUUGCUUGGAUUUUGCGUUUUUGCCCACGGAUGCUGUGACAUUCAGAGCUGGCAGUGCCAAUAACAGAGACGGAGGUGUCAUUGUACAAGCGGAAAAUAUAACCAUUCAUCCGGAAUACGAUGCGGAAACGUUUAAUAAUGAUGUGGCAAUCGUCAAGUUAAAGGAACCGUUAGAGCUGAAUAACGAGAACAUCAAGGCAAUUCGAAUUGUUGACGAGGAUUUUACCAUUAAGAAUUUUGAGAUGGUGCAAGUGAGUGGAUGGGGACGCUUAGAAACAGGAUAUUUACCGGAACAAUUGAUGCGCGUGAUAGUUCCCGUUCUACAUCAUCGUGAAUGCAAUAUUUUUUACAAGCCUCUUCACGAUUCGGAUAUUCUUGAAACCAUGAUUUGUGCUGGCUUCCCCGAAACCGACUCAUGUGACGGAGAUUCUGGCGGUCCUUUGGUCUAUCCACUGGAUAAUGAACUUGUGCAACUUGGUAUUGUCUCAUUCGGUCCAAAUACUUGUGGGGUUUCUGUCGGAGUUUAUACCUACAUCUCGCAUCCCAGUGUCCGAGAAUUCAUUCGCAGCACAUCUGACAUUUAA